Balaenoptera musculus (blue whale) is the source of this 1731-nucleotide messenger RNA. RefSeq names its product nucleolar protein 7 (gene NOL7). Gene Ontology annotation, cellular component: nucleus. NCBI's taxonomy places the organism in Eukaryota, Metazoa, Chordata, Mammalia, Artiodactyla, Balaenopteridae. Gene Ontology annotation, molecular function: RNA binding. The transcript has 8 exons. The coding region runs from base 400 to 1170 and encodes 256 amino acids. The record is from RefSeq and is a predicted model, not a curated record.
CCUGCCGCUAUAGCGCACUUCUUCCUUUUGAAACUCCACUUCUGUGGGGAGUGCGGAAAGCCGAAAUCUCUUGUACAAAUACUGAUUAACGGGAUCGACCAAGCGGAUCUCGGAGCUAAAAAAAGGCGGCGAUAGGGCGACUGGGGCUUGUGGUCACCGGAUGGCGUGACCUGCGAGUCCGCCUCAAGGAGCGCGAGGACCCAGCCAACCCUGCUCUCGGCAUCCCCGCCAAGGAGGCAGCAGGAUGUAUCUUUCCUGCCUAGAAACAAGCACCACGGCCACCAGCUCUCGCAGCCGUGAGCGAGGAGGGACCGCGAGGCCUGCUGCGCGCAGUCUCGGAGUCGGGCGGAAGGGAAGGCCCCCCGCUUCCCUCAGGCCACGCCCUUCCCCGCUCUGCGCAUGCGCCUCUGCAUAGCUCAGUGGGGCCUGGGAGCCUGCAGAGGGCGACAGAACCCGCGGCGCCUGCCUUUUACGUCACGCUCCGCUUGCGUGCUGAUUCCGGGUCAGAGGUCGGGCGUAGCUUGGGUCAUGGUGCAGCUCAGGCCGCGCGCGUCCCGCGCCCCGGUGUCGGCGUCGGCGAUGGUGGACGAGGGCCAGCCCGCCUCGGAGGAGGAGGCGGAGCACGGCCUGUUGCUCGGGCAGCCGAGCAGCGGCGCGGCUGCCGAGCCGCUGGAGGAAGACGAGGAAGGGGACGAUGAGCUUGACGACGAGGCCCCGGAGGAGCUGACUUUCGCCAGCGCCCAGGCGGAAGCGAAAGAAGAGGAGCGGCGAGUUCGCGAGACCGUACGCAGGGAUAAAACGCUUCUGAAGGAGAAAAGGAAGCGACGCGAGGAGUUGUUCAUCGAGCAGAAGAAAAGAAAACUUCUUCCAGAUACUAUUCUAGAGAAGUUAACUACAGCUUCACAAACUAGUGUGAAGAAAUCACCGGCAAAGUUGAAAGAAGUUAAUUUGCAAAAGAAAAAUGAAGAAUGUGAGAAAGGAAGUGACUCUAAGAAAGCUAAAGAAAAAGUGCAAAAAGUACAGACUGUUGGCCAGAAUAAAAGCUACUUGGCUGUAAGGCUAAAAGACCAAGAUUUGAGAGAUUCAAGGCAAGAAGCAGCCAAAGCCUUCAUACAAAAUUGUUUAUAUGGUCCUGGAACCAACAGAACUACUGCAAGAGGUUACCGGUGAAAAAGGCCGCAGCCCAGUUUUUGAAUAAUGCUUGGGGAUCCCAGAAAAAACAAAAUGCCAAGAGGUUUAGAAGACGUUGGAUGGUCAGAAAGAUGAAAACUUCUAAGAAGUAAAUCAAAGCUAAAUGAAGAAUGAGUACUUUGUAUGUAUAGAACUUAUAAAUAUUUAGUUUAGAGCGUUUAAUUUUUUUGAAAAAAUUAAUAAAAAAGACUUACUUAAAGGGUCAUUAUAAAAAUCUUAAGUCUAUUUGGGGUGGUACCCAGUCCCAUCUCAUCCAUGGAGUAUAAUUAAUUGUGCCUUAUCGUCUUUGAGCAUCCUGGAAGAAAAAGCAGUUUAAAAGGACUUGUUUUCCUUUCUUUUUAUAAUCGUUUCCCCAUUUUAUUGAACACAAGCAGUGCCCACACCAGUAGGGCUCCUCUGCUACCCCUCCUCCCUCCCCUGCAGGGUGUGUGGCAGGAAAAGUCUUCCACUACAGCUCUCCAAUGCUUUAGUCUCUCGGAUAUUUUUGUGCUAUUAUUGAUGAGAAUGUCACAGAAUGUGAGGAAGAGUGCAGUAUCUAAG